Lentinula edodes (shiitake mushroom) is the source of this 417-nucleotide messenger RNA. RefSeq lists its product as uncharacterized. The transcript has a single exon. The record is from RefSeq and is a predicted model, not a curated record. Lineage: Eukaryota; Fungi; Basidiomycota; Agaricomycetes; Agaricales; Omphalotaceae. The annotation marks the transcript as partial.
UUCUUCUCAUUCGCACUGCGAGUAUUUACGAAACUAGGGAGUGGAGGGAUGUCAGAGGAUGAAGAUGGCGUGGACAAGGUAAUUGUUGAUGACCGGGAAUUGGAAGAGGCUGUGAAGCUCACCAUGUUUCUGCCAUUCCGCAACCCGAAUCUAACAACGAUUGCUGCGGUUGUGGAUAAAGUUCCCCGGGUCGAAAAGCAGCGUUUUGUGCAGAGCGGAAGGACUAGCAAGCGUAGGGUUCGAGGUGAUUCUAGGUGCAGGAAAUCAGACCGGAAGCCGCCAACUGGGUGGCCUGCGUCUCUUUUCGCAGACGGUUAUCUGGAGUCUUUGCCGGAAUAUCAGCGAAACAAGUUGCGUUUGUCCAAAAGGAUAUUCCCUCUGUACGAUCUCGAGAAAAUACCAGAGCAAUACUUGUAG